AUGAUAGAAAAUGAGAAAGAUUUUUCUUGUUGGUAAGGACAUUAGUUACCUGUUGUUACUAUUGCACUUGAUCCAUAAUUAUCAAGGAAUCAAAGACUCUUAUGCACAGAAUGGUUAGAGAAUACAGACUUAGAUGCUAAAGUAGUCGAAUUAAAGAAAAUAAUUUCAUUAAUUGAAGAAGCCUAAUUAAAGAAGAUGGAAAAAGUAGAAUAUGUAAUAGUUAACUAAAUAAAGUUAAUUGAAUAAUUAAAUAGUAUUGUAGAUCAAAUGAAAUCAUAUGCGAUCUAAUAAUUUGACUCAUAGAUUACAAUAAUAACGGAAUGGAUUAAAAAUCUAUAAUAUUAAAGAUCAUAAUAAUCUCAGUAUAGCUUUAUGAACAAUUAGAAAUUACGAUUAUGAAAUAAAAUAAAAUUGAUGAUAACUCUUAAUAAUUGAUUCAUGAAAUUUAAUAAACAAAUCACUGUUGGACUUCUAAAUUAUAUCCUAGAUUAGAAUUAUUUAAUACAUUCUUAGAAUAUCAAAAAUGUAAAGAAUUAUUCUCAAAUUUAGAAUUUAUACUUAGAUAUUUACUCUAAAUUAAUAAUAAUAAUAAAUAACAAUAAAUUAACUUAAUUAUGAUAAAUAAGAAUUAUUAUAGAAAUCUCAAAUCAGAUUAAACCUAAUUGAUUAAUCUGUUAAAUAGAAUGAUAUCAAACUAAUAUAAAGAUAUUAAAGUAUGGAGUUUUCUAAAUGGAACAAUCAAAUUAGUAAAAACAUUGCAAGGACAUAGUAAUGUCUAAUGUUUAGUUGUUAGUAAAAAAUAGAAUUCGUUUAUUUCAUGUUCUUCAGACGGAACAAUAAGAUGUUGGUAAAAAAUAACUAAACUGAGUGGAUUUCUUCUCAACCUUAUUAAUAGCAUACAGCUCAUGUUAUGUGUAUUAUAUUGAAUUCAAAUGAGGAUUUACUAUUUUCUGGAAGUUAUGACUAAUCAGUUACAGUUUGGAAGGUUGAUUUUAAUCAAAAUAAAUUUGGCAUUUCUGUAUUCUUUGGAUGAACAUAGUGAUAUGGUUGUGUCUUUAAGUUUAAAUUAGUCAGAAAAUUAACUAGUUUCAUGUGCUGAUGGUUAGAAUUAAAUAAUUAUUUGGGAAAGAAGAGAAGAAGAUAAAUUUGAGUUCAAAUAUUUUGAUAAAUAAUCAAUUAAUGACUUUGGGUUGAAAGUUAAGUUCAUCAAAGAGAAUUAAUUUAUUUGGAUAACUGGUGAGAAACAAACAGACUUUAUGUAUUUGAAUUAAAUUAAGGAGUCUAUUAAGAAAAAUAGGAUAAGACAAUUCAAUUAAUUACAAAUAAUGAAGAUUAUGAUGAAUUCCGUUUUCCAAUAAUUUAUAAUAAGGGAAGGAAUUUAAUAGUAGUAAGACAUAAGAAAUACAUAUAUAUCAUUAAAGAAAUUAAUGAUGGGAAAUUUAAAAUUUAAGAUCAAUUAAAUUGUGAUACUUAAGAAAUUUAUGGAAAUAUCACAAAUAAUGGACAAUAUUUGGUUUAUUGGGAUAAAAAAAAUUAAGCAUGUUCAACAUAAGAAUUAUUAAAUAAAUGAAUAACAUUUUAAAAAUUCAAUAUUUAGAUUUUAUUAAUAAAUACUAUAAAAUAGUCAUCUCAUCAUCUAUUAGAUAUAUCAAUUUAGAUUCUUAAGAUUAAAAUCAUGUUUAUUUACCUCAAAUACUUAAAAGAAUAGAUUAAUUGGAAAAACUAGCAAUAUUUAAAUAUUGUAAAUUUCAUUUUUUCCUAAAUUUAAUAAUAGCUUGAUGUAAUUUGGAAAUUCAAACACAAAUAGCUGA
Molecule: messenger RNA, 1811 nt
Organism: Paramecium octaurelia
Lineage: Eukaryota; Ciliophora; Oligohymenophorea; Peniculida; Parameciidae
Source: the annotation of a GenBank genome assembly